AUGCGCGGUGAGAACCGGCCCCUCAACGCGGGGCCCCAGCGCGGCCGAGCGACCCAAGGCAAGUCCGCUUCCGCCCCCAGCCCACAUGGCCGCGGCUGCCCGCGCCCGUACCCAGCGUGCGCCCCGCGCGGCCGGGGUCCGGUGGGGCCCCAGACCCCCCGGAGGAGAGAGGGGGCGGCGGCGCUUCAGACUGUGGGGAGGAGGAAGCGCGGCCGGCGCGACCGCGGGGGGAAGAGGAGGAGAGCGGUUGUGCGAUCAGAUCGAUCUAAGAUGGCGACUGUGGAACCGGAAACCACCCCUACUCCUAAUCCCCCACCUACAGAAGAAGAGAAAACAGAAUCUAAUCAGGAGGUUGCUAACCCAGAACACUAUAUUAAACAUCCUUUACAGAACAGAUGGGCACUCUGGUUUUUUAAAAAUGAUAAAAGCAAAACUUGGCAAGCAAACCUUCGGCUGAUCUCUAAGUUUGAUACUGUUGAAGACUUUUGGGCUCUGUACAACCAUAUCCAGUUGUCUAGUAAUUUAAUGCCUGGCUGUGACUACUCACUUUUUAAGGAUGGUAUUGAGCCUAUGUGGGAAGAUGAGAAAAACAAACGAGGAGGACGAUGGCUAAUUACAUUGAACAAACAGCAGAGACGAAGUGACCUCGAUCGCUUUUGGCUAGAGACACUGCUGUGCCUUAUUGGAGAGUCUUUUGAUGACUACAGUGAUGAUGUAUGUGGAGCUGUGGUUAAUGUUAGAGCUAAAGGUGAUAAAAUAGCAAUAUGGACUACUGAAUGUGAAAACAGAGAAGCUGUUACACAUAUAGGGAGGGUAUACAAGGAACGGUUAGGACUUCCUCCAAAGAUAGUGAUUGGUUAUCAGUCCCAUGCAGACACAGCUACUAAGAGCGGCUCCACCACUAAAAAUAGGUUUGUUGUUUAAGAAGACACCUUCUGAGUAUUCUCAUAGGAGACUGCGUCAAGCAGUCGAGAUUUGGGAGCUGAACCAAAGCCUCUUCAAAAGCAGAGUGAACUGCAUUUAAAUUUGAUUUCCAUCUAAAUGUUGCUAAGAUAUAAGAGAAGUCUCAUUCGCCUUUGUCUUGUACUUCUGUGUUCAUUUUUUUUUUUUUUUUUUUUUUUUUUUAAUUUUGGCUAGAGUGUCCGCUAUCCCAAUCAAAGAAUUACAGUACACAUCGUCCCCAGAAUCCAUAAAUGUGUUCCUGGCCCACUCUGUAAUAGCUUAAAAGAAUUAACGAUUACAAACACAUUUGACCCAUCUACAAUAUUAAAGAAAAGAAUUUGCAUUUCUAUACCUUACGAGAGAAUGAUUCUGUUUAUGUUCCAUUGUAUACAGGAGCAUAUUUUGCUGGUUUGAAAGAGUAUGAUGCAUACAGUUUUCUAACAAUUUUCUUUGUUUCUUUUUACAGCAUUGUCUGUGCUGUACUCUUGCUGAUGGCAGCUAGAUUUUAAUUUAUUUGUUUCCCUACUUGAUAACAUUAGUGAUUCUGAUUUCAGUUUUUCAUUUGUUUUGCUUUUGUUUUUUUCCUCAUGUAACAUUGGUGAAGGAUCCAGGAAUAUGACACAAAGGUGGAAUAAACAUUAAUUUUGUGCAUUCUUUGGUAAUUUUUUUGUUUUUUUUUGUAACUACAAAGCUUUGCUACAAAUUUAUGCAUUUCAUUCAAAUCAGUGAUCUAUGUUUGUGUGAUUUCCUAAACAUAAUUGUGGAUUAUAAAAAAUGUAACAUCAUAAUUACAUUCCUAAUUAGAAUUAGUAUGUCUGUUUUUGUAUCUUUAUGCUGUAUUUUAACACUUUGUUAUACUUAGGUUAUUUUGCUUUGGUUAAAAAAUGGCUCAAGUAGAAAAGCGGUCCCAUUCAUAUUAAGACAGUGUACAAAACUGUAAAUAAAAUGUGUACAGUGAAUUGUCUUUUA
Physeter macrocephalus (sperm whale) is the source of this 1911-nucleotide messenger RNA. It is a transcript of the gene EIF4E, whose product is annotated as eukaryotic translation initiation factor 4E. Gene Ontology annotation, biological process: translational initiation. Gene Ontology annotation, cellular component: eukaryotic translation initiation factor 4F complex; cytoplasm. The record is from RefSeq and is a predicted model, not a curated record. The transcript is spliced from 8 exons. Lineage: Eukaryota; Metazoa; Chordata; Mammalia; Artiodactyla; Physeteridae. Gene Ontology annotation, molecular function: translation initiation factor activity; RNA 7-methylguanosine cap binding. The coding region runs from base 1 to 924 and encodes 307 amino acids.